Molecule: messenger RNA, 3561 nt
Organism: Armigeres subalbatus
Lineage: Eukaryota; Metazoa; Arthropoda; Insecta; Diptera; Culicidae
Exons: 4
Coding region: 1-3561 (1186 amino acids)
Source: RefSeq, a predicted model, not a curated record
AUGACUGAAGAGCUAUCACGCCAAAUAGAGCAGCUCACAGUCCAACUUGCAGAACAGAGGUCGCAAAUCGCCUCACUCUCGCAAGGGCGUGACAUCGACGAAGACGAUGACCCACGCAAUACGAUUGAGCAGCUAGCUGCGCAACUCGAACAGCAAAGGCUGCAAAUAGCCUCGCUGAUACGAGACAGGCAUGAUGCCAUAGAAGCCGGACCAUCUGGAACGGCAGUAGUGACAAACAGGGUACCUUCUUUUGACACAUCUCGUGUCCCGGAGUCGAUUAAGUUAAUCGUUCCGUAUAAAGGCGAUAAGAAAACUUUAUCCGCAUGGGUCGCUUCUGUAGAAAAGGAGCUCGAAUAUACAAAAGGUUUAUGUUCAACCCAAGCGGAGAUUGAUUCUGUGAUGCCACUAUGGGUGAGCGUAAUAAGAGAUAAAAUUAUUGAUGAAGCAAGUCAAGCGCUCGUAUCGAGGCAUACCGCUUUUCGGAUGGUGAUUUCCUCCCUAGAGGAAGAGGUCGAAUUACUACCUAAAGUAUAUAUCUUAGCUGGAGUUUAUACCAGUAAGAAUCGCAAAGCCAAGAUACUAAUCCAUAAUUUUGAUAGCGAAACCAAAGAGAUUAGUCUUGGAGACGCUCUCAAUGUAGAGGUAAACAAUUUCGAAGCUAUCACUUCAAAAUCAAAACCAAACAUUCAGGCGAAUAAAUCUCAUAUCGAAAAGAUACGACACCAUCAUUUGAAUAGUGAGGAGAAACCUAAGCUCCUCAAACUUCUAAAUGACUUUUCCGAUAUCUUCUUCAACGAAGACGAAGAACUAACUUUCACCAGUGCGAUUCGUCACCAUAUAAACACACAGGAUGAACUUCCUGUCUAUUCUAAAACAUAUCGCUACCCUUUCUGCCAUAGAGAGGAGGUCCAGCGACAGGUAGACAAAAUGUUGACUCAAGGAAUUAUCCAACAUUCGGAUAGUCCCUACAACUCGCCCAUAUGGGUCGUGCCAAAGAAGCUUGAUGCUUCUGGCAAACAAAAGUGGAGAUUGGUUAUCGACUAUCGUAAGCUGAACAGCAAGACGAUAGAUGAUAAAUACCCAAUCCCAAACAUCACGGAGAUCUUGGAUAAACUUGGGAAAUGCCAGUACUUUUCUACUUUAGAUCUGGCCUCCGGGUUCCACCAGAUCCAGAUUGAUCAGAAAGACAUACGGAAAACAGCCUUCAGUGUCGAUGGUGGACACUAUGAGUUUGUCCGAAUGCCUUUUGGCUUGAAGAACGCCCCUGCAACGUUCCAGAGAGUGAUGGAUAACAUCCUCAGAAAACACGUUGGCGUUCGCUGUCUAGUAUAUAUGGAUGAUAUUAUCAUCUUUUCAACUAGCCUCCAAGAACACUUACAAAAUUUGAAAAUGAUAUUGGAAACUCUUAGAGAAUUCAAUAUGAAAAUUCAGAUUGAUAAAUGUGAAUUCUUACAAAAAGAAGUCGCUUUCCUGGGACACGUCGUAACCCCUGAAGGAGUUAGACCCAAUCCAGACAAAAUUAAGAUUAUCCAAGAAUGGCCUAUACCUAGAAACGAAAAGGAACUCAAGGGGUUCCUUGGAAUAAUAGGAUACUAUAGAAAAUUCAUCAAGGAUUUCGCGAAAAUUGCGAAACCCCUAACUCAGCAACUUCGCAAAGGGGAAACAAUCAGACAUACCCCCGAAUUUGUUUCAACCUUCGAGCGUUGCAAAAGAAUAUUGUCUAGUAGUCAUGUACUACAAUAUGCAGAUUUAACGAAGCCAUUUGUAUUAACUACAGAUGCUUCGAACUACGCGUUAGGAGCGGUAUUGUCGCAAGGCCCCAUUGGGCAAGACAAGCCUGUAGCCUUCGCUUCACGCACCUUAACUAAGACCGAAGAGAAGUACUCGGCUAUCGAGAAGGAACUUUUGGCCAUAGAUUGGGCGUGUAAAUAUUUCAGGCCUUAUUUGUUCGGUAGUAAGUUUACCCUUUACACCGAUCAUAAGCCUCUAACAUACGCAUUAAACCUCAAAACCUCGAACGAUAGACUCAUAAGAAUGAAGCUACGUUUAGAGCAGUUUAACUAUGAGAUUAAAUAUCGGCCUGGCAAGCAAAAUGUCGUCGCCGAUGGUUUAUCUCGAAUCAAACCUGAGAUAAAUGCAAAUGAACAACAACAGCAAGAAACCUCAUCAUCCUCUGAUGAUGAAAAUGACGAGAGCGAUAAUGAAACAGUCCAUUCGGCAACAUCCGACAAUACAGUGAAAACUAAAGUACAGCAGCUAUACGCUACGUUCUACGGAUUGAGACCGAAAAAUCACCGCAGCAAAAGAUGGGACGUUAUUGGCACUGGUCUCAAAUUCAUCGCCGGAACUCCUGACGCGCAUGACCUCAGGCUAAUCAAUUUAACAAUGAAUGAGCUGAUAAGUCAAAAUAAUGAGCAACUGAAAACAAAUAUGCAACUUAACGAGAGAAUUACGCAUCUCACCAACAGUAUCAACAAGAUCAUCGAAAACUCUUAUAUCAACAAAGUAAUCUUAGAUGAAAUUGAGACAAUGGCAACAUUGUUUAACAUCGAAAGUAUCAACCAUCUAAUGGAAAGCAUCCAAGACGCAGUAACCCUUACAAAAAGUUCACUUGUAAACAACCAAGGAGUAGAGAUAAACUACCCGGAUGAAGCGCUCCAGUUUGUUAUCCCGAAGCUAGCAUGGAAAGAUGAUAUCUUACUAUACUUGCUCAAUGUUCCACAAUUGGAAGAUACCACAUCAAGUAUCUUAAGGAUCUACCCUCUGGUGAUCGGCAACCGGACCUUACAUCAAUAUCCAACCCACAUAGUCAAAAGGAACUUUAAUCUUUAUACAACCAAAAAACCUGAAGACUUCGUUCAAAAAUCAGCAUUCCUAAACGAACUACGUGACGAAUGUUUAAGAUCGCUGAUUCAUGGAAAGAAGGCAACAUGCAGUUAUACCACACAGAAUAACACAACACAGGAUCUCAUAACGGAGAAUUCCAUAUUGAUUUCUAACGCCCGAAAUCAAACUCUUCAUUCUAACUGCGGACCGGAUAACAGAACUUUAAACGGAAAUUUCUUAAUUUCAUUUGCAAACUGUACAAUACUGUUCAAUAACCAACACUUUAAAAACGGAGAGCUGGUGAGCGAAGUAGAAAUUAUCCAGAGAGCUUUCCAUAAUCUCGAAAUCAAUUGGAAAGGACAUAAAACUUACGACUUGGAAAAAAUCAACAGCGAAACUAUCAACAACAGGAAGAAACUGGAACACGUAUACCUGAAGCAAAAUCAUCUCAACCUUAAAUUUUGGAGUAUCCUAGGAGGUUACACUACAAUACAAAUUCUCGGUAUAGUUGCAGUCAUCCUUUUUCUACGUAAAAAGAUUCUUGGACCAGUUAGCUCUAAUGCCAUAGAUUCCGGAACGGGACGUUCCUCACUUACGGGGGGAGUAGUUACAAACGGAAUCGAUCAGCAACCAUCUAUCCCCAGUAUAGAAGACAUCAAAGAACGGAUAAAAAUCAUUCAACAGCAACAACAACAAUUAUCAUCCUCUUUAGCUGCAUUGAGCCAUCAGACCUGA